This is a messenger RNA of Mastomys coucha (southern multimammate mouse), 760 nucleotides long. RefSeq names its product late cornified envelope protein 1F-like. The transcript has 2 exons. Gene Ontology annotation, biological process: epidermis development. Bases 132 to 575 code for a protein of 147 amino acids. The record is from RefSeq and is a predicted model, not a curated record. Lineage: Eukaryota; Metazoa; Chordata; Mammalia; Rodentia; Muridae.
CUCACAGGUUGGGCAGAGGCCAGUGUCAGAAUAAAAAGGCUGAGUGGCAGAGCACCUCCAUUCAGUUCUCCUGAAGUGGCUACAGAUCCUGUGCUGCCUGUCAUCUUGCUCCAGAGUACUCACCAGCAGAGAUGUCCUGCCAGCAGAACCAGCAGCAGUGCCAACCCCCUCCCAAGUGCACCCCCAAGUGCCCUCCCAAGUGCCAGACCCCAAAGUGCCCCCCUAAAUGCCCUCCCAAGUGCCCCCCUGUGUCUUCCUGCUGUAGCCUGGGAUCAGGGGGUUGCUGUGGUUCCAGCUCUGGUGGCUGUUGCAGCUCUGGAGGCUGCUGCAGCUCUGGGGGUGGAGGCUGCUGCCUGAGCCACCACAGACCCCGCAGAUCUCUCCGUCGCCAUCGUCACAGCUCUGGAUGCUGUAGCAGUGGCAGCAGCAGUGGUGGCAGCAGUGGCUGCUGUGGCAGCAGUGGUGGCAGCAGUGGCUGCUGUGGCAGCAGUGGUGGCAGUGGUGGCUGCUGUGGCAGCAGUGGUGGCAGCAGUGGCUGCUGUGGUAGUAGUCAGCAGUCUGGGGGCUGCUGCUGAGCUGGGCCAUUGCACUUCAGACAAGAUAUGGAAAAGGAAGCUAUGUACAGAAGAAUUGUUCCUGCCUGCCACUCCUCCUUUCUAUUGUGCUUUGUAUUCUGGACUCUUGGUCAUCCUCUACUAAGUUGUGACUUUCACCUAAAAUGACCAAGCUGCAAUAAUAAAAUCUCUCCUUUCAAAUAAGA